This is a messenger RNA of Cannabis sativa, 1804 nucleotides long. RefSeq names its product protein BREAKING OF ASYMMETRY IN THE STOMATAL LINEAGE. Lineage: Eukaryota; Viridiplantae; Streptophyta; Magnoliopsida; Rosales; Cannabaceae. Gene Ontology annotation, biological process: regulation of asymmetric cell division. The transcript is spliced from 5 exons. Bases 787 to 1563 code for a protein of 258 amino acids. The record is from RefSeq and is a predicted model, not a curated record.
UUUUAAACAGUUUGUUACACUGGCUAGAGUUGUUUAAUCAUCGACAAUGUUACAUUUCAUUUUGUUCUACAAAUGUCUGAACCUGUUCAUACCAAAAAUGGCCAUUGUAAAACCAUAUUAAGAAGCACUCAUUGCUCCCCAUACAGCAACUGCAGCAAUAUAUAAGCUCUUCAUUUUAUGCAUCUCCAUUUCAUCAAAAUCAUACUAUUCAAGCCAUCGUCCUUAUAUAGUAGGUAAGAAAUAAAGAGUUUCUUUGUCUAUUUGAAAUAUAGUAGGUAAAUCUAUUAUAUAGUAAGUAAAGUGUUCCUUGACAUUCAUUGUCACCCAUUAAUCGAAGUAUGUGUUUCAAAUGCAUGUUAAACAGUUUGUAAAUAAUAUGCAAUGAUAGUCAGGUAAAAAAAAAAAGAUUACAGAGAAAAAACAGAAGUAAACACUAUGAAUAAGUUGACAUACAUUCAUACAAGGAAGACUGUACAAAUUACAGUGCCUCAUACAUUCUUCAUCUGCUUCUUCUUUAAAUUUUCAAUUUUUAUUUAUAAAUAAAUAUAAAUAUUAAAUAGGGAGGAGUGAGGAAGAAGAAGAUGAGUUAGAAACAUAAAUGACCCAUUACUCAUAAUUAUAGGUUGGCACCAAUCAACUGUUGUAACUCCUUUCCAAAUAUUCAUUCUCCUUUUCAUUUUUUCCUUUUUCAAAUUCAAAUACUCCUAUUUCCCACUCUCAUUACAACCAAUAUAUAUAAUAUAUAUCUUCUUCAACCUUAUACAUUUAAUAUACAAUGUACACACCAUGGACAAUGACAAGGUUACUAGUCCAAUAAUGGAGGGUCAAGGAUUGUGCUUCAUAGAUGAUGAUGAUCAUCAUUAUGAUCAUGAACAUGUUCAUCUAAUACCAAUGAGAAAGAGCAAGAUCCUAUCUGAUGCAAAGGAAGAAAGAUCAUCAGGCAAUCAUCAUAAGAAUGUUGAUGAAGCUAGUAAUAAAAGAAAAUCGUCUCAUCACAGAAGAAUUAUUAGCAAAGAAGUUGCUAAUAAUAAUAAUAAUAAUAAUAAUAAUAACAAUAACAACAUGAUUGAUCCUCAGUUUACAGAAGAAGACUAUAUUAUCUUCUGCUUUAGAGAAGAUGGAGCUUUGGAAGUUGUGAAGAAUAAUGGCAACAAAAGUACUGAUCAAAAUCAUGAUCAACUACCAUCUUCUUGUCUAGAUCGUUAUACCUCUUCUUCCAGAAAUUCCAGACCCGUAAAUCGAAAGAAACAGCUUAAUUACGGUGACAAUGAUCAUGAGAGCUUAACUAGGAAAUUAUCACAUGAAUUCUACCCCACCAAUAAUCAACAUAUGGUAGAAGAGAACCUUUACUUAGAUUCAACGUGUAUUUAUGGUGGCAAUUUUGAAGAGCACAAUUCAAGUGAUCAUUCUGCUCAUUCAUCAAAUGCUAGUUCAGGCUCUUUUGCUUUUCCUGCGUUGGGUUGGGAGAGUACUGGUAGUCCAGAGAGAAUGCCACAGACAGAAGGACUGCGCUUAAGAAAACACAGAGCUCGAUUUGUAGUCUUUCAGUGUUGUAGAUUUUAAAAGUUUUUAUCAUUAUUAUUAUUAUUAUAAGGUAGUGGACUGAGUAUUAGAGUAAUAGUUUGUCCUAUAAAUGGGGGCAUGUGUUUUGCAAAGCUCUAUUGUUUCAAUUUGAAAAGGAACCUCAAAUGAUUAUCUAAGCCCAACAUUACAAGUUAGUGGAUUAAUUUUGCAAAGCUCUAUUUUUUCAUUUUGAUUCCAGAUAUAAAUGUAACAUUGCUUACUUAUGCCAUGAGCAUAUAUA